Danio aesculapii is the source of this 1419-nucleotide messenger RNA. RefSeq names its product interleukin 1, beta (gene il1b). The transcript has 7 exons. Lineage: Eukaryota; Metazoa; Chordata; Actinopteri; Cypriniformes; Danionidae. The record is from RefSeq and is a predicted model, not a curated record. The coding region runs from base 36 to 857 and encodes 273 amino acids. Gene Ontology annotation, molecular function: cytokine activity. Gene Ontology annotation, biological process: immune response; macrophage chemotaxis; regulation of non-canonical NF-kappaB signal transduction.
ACAGGAGAAAGCAGAGGAACUCUAGCAGCUCUGAAAUGAUGGCAUGCGAGAGAUAUGACGUCCCCAUGGCUUCAGAAAAUUUGUGGGAGACGGACAGUGAUGUUUAUUCAGAUUCUGAUGAGAUGGACUGUUCAGAUCCGCUUGCAAUGAGCUACAGAUGUGACAUGCAUGAAGGCAUCAGGCUGGAGAUGUGGACUCCGCAUCCCAAAAUGAAGCAGUUGGUGAACGUCAUCAUCGCCCUGAACAGAAUGAAGCACAUCAAACCCCAAUCCACAGAGUUUGGAGAAAAAGAGGUGCUGGACAUGCUCAUGGCGAACGUCAUCCAAGAGCGUGGCGUGAAUGUGGUGGAUUCGGUGCCGUCUUACACUAAAACCAAAAACGUCCUGCAAUGCACGAUUUGCGAUCAGUAUAAGAAGUCUCUGGUGCGCAGUGGCGGAUCUCCACAUUUGCAGGCCGUCACGCUGAGAGCCGGAAGCGCCGACUUAAAAGUGCGCUUCAGCAUGUCCACGUACGCGUCACCCAGUGCUCCGUCUACUUCUGCUCAGCCUGUGUGUUUGGGAAUCUCCAAAAGUAACCUGUACCUGGCCUGCAGCCCAUCCGAAGACUCCACUCCACAUCUCGUACUCAAGGAGAUCAGGGGGUCUCUGGAGACCAUUAAAGCUGGAGAUCCAAAUGGAUAUGACCAGCUGCUGUUCUUCAGGAAGGAGACCGGCAUCUCCAUAAACACCUUCGAGUCUGUCAAAUAUCCCGGAUGGUUUAUCAGCACCGCGUUUGAAGAUUCGCAAACGGUGGAGAUGGACAGGAAAGACACCGAGCACAUCAUUAGCUUCGAGCUGCAGGAUCAAGUGCGCAUCUAGAGUCUCAAUACUGCUGUGUUUCCAUCAAAGAUGACGAUCAGAUCAGUGCGCAAAACUGGAGGAUGAAACACAGUGAAUGUGGUGGCUUCUGGAGGAGUGAGACGAGAGCGCAGACAGAUGCUCAAGACAGUUCUGGAGGGAAUAAUAAUAGAAGAAGAAUACUGAAGCACUGUGAUGACGGACUGACAGAGGGAUGAGGACUUUUACAAUCAACACAACAACAUUUCAGAUCUGACACAAUGGAGAGCUGCAAACCAACAUUAAUGACACAAAGACCCUCACACACACAUGUAUAUCUGCAGACCAACAUUAAUGACACAAAGACCCUCACACACACAUUUAUACCUGCAGACCAACAUUAAUGACACAAAGACCCUCACACACACACAUUUAUAUCUGCAGACCAACAUUAAUGACUCAAAGACCCUCACACACACAUUUAUAUCCGCAGACCAACAUUAAUGACACAAAGACCCUCACACACACAUUUAUAUCUGCAGACCAACAUUAAUGACUCAAAGACCCUCACACACACAUUUAUAUCUGAUUAAACCAACAUUAA